GAAUGAACCAAGCGGCUGGGCCAGCCUCCCUCUCCUGUCCCAAGGCAGCCUCUCCCGCAUACUGGAGGAGUCGAAUAGUUAGUGGCAAGUGGCUGGAGCUGUCCUCCUCACUCACCUGUCUCCAGCUGGAGGAGGCAGGGCAGGGGCCGUCCCCUUGGCCCAAAGACCCUCCCGCUUAAAGGGCCUCACCAUGCGGCUCCCAGCAGUGCUGCUGCUCGUCCCCCUUCUCUUCCUGCCAGGGCUCCUGCUGGCUGCUACUUCUCGAUCCUCCUCGUCCUCAUGCCGCCACCAGCAGCAGCAGCAUCAGAAUCGCCAUCCUCUGCCUCUCCCUGCGCAUCACCGCCGACUGAACGGGCGGCAGGUGCAACGCGAGAUGCAACGCGAGAUCCUGGCACUGCUGGGCCUCCCAGGGAGACCCCGGCCAAGAGGAAGAGCCCUCCUGCCACCACUGCCCCCAUCCUCCUCUUCCCCGGCUACCAAGCGCCGCCGUCAGCCCCGUCCCAUCUCAGCUGCAGCGCCGCUCUUCAUGCUGGACCUCUACCGCACCAUGGCCAGCCAGGAGGAAGAUGAGGAAGACGAAGAGGAGGAGGGUGGAGGGCAGGAGCAGGGACCCUGGAGACCCCAAGCCUGGGCGCCGCCGAGGAGGGCUGCCGACACAGUCAUGAGUUUCGUCAACCUGGUGGAACUGGACCGGGACAUCUUCCACCAGAAGAAGCCUUACUGGAAGGAGUUCCGGUUCGACCUGGCACAGAUCCCAACCGGGGAGUCGGUCACCGCUGCCGAGUUCCGAAUUUACAAGACACCGAGCUUUGCCUGGCCUUUGAACGCCACCCUCCACUGCAGCGUCUAUGAGAUCAUCCAGGAGCAUCGCAACAGGGAAGCGGAGCUGCUCUUCUUGGACCUGCAGGACUUCCGGUCUGGAACCGAGGGCUGGCUGGUGUUUGACGUUGCUGCAGCCAGCAAUCAUUGGCUCCUGACGCGCAAAUACCACCUAGGCCUGAGACUUUACGUGGAGACCGAGGACGGCGAGAGCGUGGAUCCCAGCCUGGCUGGCCUCCUGGGGCGUCAAGGGCCUCGCUCCAAGCAGCCCUUCCUGGUGACUUUCUUCAGGUCCAGCCAAAACCAAGCCAGGGUCCCGCGAGCAGCAGUCAAGCAGCUGAGGAAGCGGCCGCACAAGAGGACAAACAACUUCUCGCACCUCAACCGGCUCCCAGGGUCAUUGGACGAUGUCCACAUUUCGGAAGGCAGGCCAGUCUGCAGGAGGCAUGAGCUCUAUGUCAGCUUCCGAGACCUUGGAUGGCUGGACUGGGUAAUUGCACCGCAGGGCUACUCUGCCUUUUACUGUGAUGGAGAGUGUGCUUUCCCCUUGGACUCCUGCAUGAACGCCACCAACCACGCCAUCCUGCAGUCCCUGGUCCAUCUGAUGAAGCCAGAUGCGGUGCCCAAGGCCUGCUGCGCCCCUUCCAAGCUCAGCGCCACUUCCGUCCUCUACUAUGACAGCAACAACAAUGUCAUCCUCAAGAAGCACCGCAACAUGGUGGUCAAGUCCUGCGGCUGCCACUGAAGGCCUGGGUCUGGGUUGCAGCUGCAUUUUAGGGGGGAAAGGAAGCAAGGACUCACUCCCCAAUAAGACUAUAUGAGGACCUCUCCAAAAACACUACUGUAUGGGGGCAAAGAACAUAGACUGACUGCUCUGGGAGAAUGCAAGUAGUGCAUGGGUUUGGCCUGACCUCAGCCUCACACUCUGGACUUUGAAGCCGCAGAAGAGGCCUGGCCAAGCGAACGCAAACAUGCCCUGGCCGAGCCCCCAACAACACAGACCUUCUCUGUAUUCGGUGCCAAGGAAACAAGGCGCCCACAGAUCCUUGCCUUGGAAAUUAAAGGAAAGCCAUGCAAAUCAACACA
Molecule: messenger RNA, 1905 nt
Organism: Anolis carolinensis (green anole)
Lineage: Eukaryota; Metazoa; Chordata; Lepidosauria; Squamata; Anolidae
Product: bone morphogenetic protein 8A
Exons: 7
Coding region: 191-1564 (457 amino acids)
Cellular component (GO): extracellular region
Molecular function (GO): growth factor activity; cytokine activity
Source: RefSeq, a predicted model, not a curated record